This is a messenger RNA of Fonsecaea erecta, 741 nucleotides long. RefSeq lists its product as hypothetical. Lineage: Eukaryota; Fungi; Ascomycota; Eurotiomycetes; Chaetothyriales; Herpotrichiellaceae. The transcript has 2 exons. The record is from RefSeq and is a predicted model, not a curated record. Bases 1 to 741 code for a protein of 246 amino acids.
AUGGCUUCGAUCGCCUCGACUCUGACCAUCCAGUACCACAAGUUCCUCGAAACGGUCCAUGCUCGGCCACGCCAGACAGCCGCGACGGCCACGGCGGUGGCGUUGACGCUGUCUCUCGCGUGGGUGCUCAACGACUUCCACGCAUGGAAGUCCUUCGGCACCGGAGGCACCCCGCCGACCUGGGCCGGGUACUGGCGCAUGACCAAGCUGCGGCUGAACCGCAUGAUGCUGUUCGGCAAGGACAAUCUGGCCGACCCGUCGCCGCUCUCGUCCUCCGGGCCACGGUAUCUCGACCCCGUGGCGCUGCCCGUGCGAGAGGGCACUCGUCCACCCACCAUGGCACGCACGAUGCCGCAGCGCCAGGUGCCGUACAAGCCAGGCACGGGCGGAGGCGGGGGUGGAGGAGCGGGUGAAGAAUAUGAUGGCUACACCGAGGGUGGGAGCACCGACGCUAUCUACGCGAAGCCCACCCUCGAGACACUUAACGAUAAGGCCCGCGACAACAAGAUCCUCGGCACCGAGAUCGCCCACGCGCACCCCUCCGACGGCAGCCUCCACGUCUGGCUGUCCGAGGCGGACGCCAGGACUGUGGUUGAGAAAGGCUGGGGUCUGAGGUUCCCGCUCACCUUUGUCGACAAGGGCUGGGCUAUGGUCUAUGCCCCGCGCACGAUGGCCGAAGCGGACGUGGUGGAGCGUAUUGUGCGUGCGGGCAUCGCGUGGGUGGCUGGCGUCGAGGUUUGA